UUUAUGGCAUUUGGUAAGAGUCAUCAAAAAAAGAAACAACAUUAAGCACAAAGAGAGGUUUUUUCAAAGAAAUGGUGGUUUAUUAUUACAACAACAACAACUAUCUACAGGGGAAUUUAUUGUUGAGAAAACAAAAUUGUUUAACUCUGAGGAAUUAGAGAAGGCAACCAACAACUUUGACAUGGAUAGAAUCAUUGGCCAAGGAGGUCAUGGCACUGUUUACAAAGGUAUGUUGACAGAUGGAAAAAUUGUUGCUAUUAAGAAAUCAAAAAUAGAGGAUGAAGGAAAAAUUGCAGAGUUCAUCAAUGAAGUUGUCAUCCUUUCACAAAUGAAUCAUAGAAAUGUGGUCAAAUUAUUGGGUUGUUGUUUAGAGACCGAAGUUCCUCUUCUAGUUUACGAGUUCAUACCUAAUGGUACUUUAGCUCAUUACCUCCAUGACCACGAAAAAGAGUUUCAGCUAACAUGGCACAUGCGCUUAAGAAUUGCUUCAGAAGUUGCAGCAGCACUUUUUUACCUACACUCAGCAACUGCAUCUCCAGUUUACCAUAGAGAUAUCAAGUCCACAAAUAUAUUGUUAGAUGAAAAAUACAGAGCCAAAGUUGCAGAUUUUGGGACUUCGAAAACAGUUGAUGUUGACCAAACUCAUGUCACAACACUUAUUUAUGGAACAUUUGGUUAUUUGGAUCCAGAGUAUUUUCAAACAAGCCAAUUUACUGCUAAAAGUGAUGUUUAUAGCUUUGGAGUCGUUCUAGUUGAGUUGUUGACAGGUGAGAAAGCAAUUUCUAUUACAAGGUCCAACGAAGGCAAGAGUCUAGUCACAUAUUUUCUCAUUUCAAUAGAAAAUAAUAAUCUUUUUGAGAUUCUUGAUAGUCAAGUUAUUAAAGAAUCUCAAAAUCAUAAUAAUGAUCAAAUUUUGGCAGUUGCUCACUUAGCAAAGAAAUGCUUGAAUUUGCAUGGAAAAAUGAGACCAACGAUGAAAGAAGUUUCAAUUGAGAUAGCAAGAAUCCAAAUGAUCAACAAUGGUGAUGAUUGUAAUGCUCCACAAAAUGCUGAAGAGAUAGAAUAUGUAAGAACUGAACAAAUUGAGCCUUGGGAUUUUUCUUAUACCACAACCAAUUCUGCUAGUACGAGUUAUGCUUCUCCUUCAACUUUCAUUGAACUACCUCUGUUAUCUUCAAAAACUCCGUGA
This is a messenger RNA of Humulus lupulus (European hop), 1189 nucleotides long. Its product is annotated as wall-associated receptor kinase-like 22. The record is from RefSeq and is a predicted model, not a curated record. Gene Ontology annotation, biological process: protein phosphorylation; cell surface receptor signaling pathway. Gene Ontology annotation, molecular function: ATP binding; protein serine/threonine kinase activity. NCBI's taxonomy places the organism in Eukaryota, Viridiplantae, Streptophyta, Magnoliopsida, Rosales, Cannabaceae. Gene Ontology annotation, cellular component: plasma membrane. Bases 182 to 1189 code for a protein of 335 amino acids. The transcript has a single exon.